AUGGCGUCGCCACUCCAAUUCACGCCACAUCGAUUCACAAUGCAGCAAGAGGCCCGCAAUACAGAGGGACACCAUCGGUUAAGAGAUCUCGGCAAUCUUCGCAGUAAGGCCGUUGCGUUCGUGAGCGCCGGAGAAUUACAACGAAGCGAAUUCGACGAAAUGGAUGUGGAGCAAGACGACGACAACGGUCCCAGCCCCGGCCACACCCAAGUCGAAACCGAAAAUGCGGCGGAUACAGAAUUACAACCACAACCACAACCCGAGCGCACAGCCGAACAAGAACAGAUCGGCGAGGAGGUUCCUGCCAAAGAGGAAGAUGAGCCGUUGUUCGUUAUUGACUCUGUUGGCGAAACGGUUCAAACGGGCUUGUCUGACCCGGCCCCGCUCGCGGAUCCGGAUCUUUUGGAUGACAGCAGCGAGGAUGAGGUCGUGUUUACUGGUCGGAAUAAUAAACCGAUUCUCAUAGAAACGGACGAGCGUGAUCUGCGAAGCCUUCCGAACUUCCAAGAACCACAGCCAAAGGUGCUCCAGAAGGAGGAGCUCACAUUGCGGACUCAAGAGUCACAUCCGACGCCAGCGCGCAGCCGCCGCAAACCGCCUGCGAGAGAGAGAUUCAAGUGGUCGCCUGAUAAUGAUGAUAUAUUGGCGGAUUAUAUCGCCAAUAUGGAUCAGGACAGUGAGAGUGAGAGUGAGAGUGAGGAGGAGGAAGAGAGCAGUCGGGUUCAAGUCGGACUUGAGGGUGACCUACCAGUGUUAUCGAAAAUGCAUAUUGACGCCAAGCCUGACGACCUGACUAUCAACAUCACCUCAGACGUCGAAUUGGACACGCCCAAUACAUCGGAUCUGGAAGAGCUCGACUCGGAUGAUGAAGACCUGGACGCCGACAUUCUUGAACAAUUGGCCCUGGAGUACUCUCAAACCCACAAAAAGAAAGGCAAAGGCGGGAGCAAAUUUGGUUUCCCGUCCGCAUCUGCUUUCGCGGAUGCAAUCGAUGCAGAUCCUUACUAUGGGUUCGACAUUAUGGACUUUAAUCGACCCAGUUUGUCGAAAUCGGGCAAGAGUAAGAAGAUGCCGCCCGACUUCGACUUGAUGUUUUCCGAUAGUGAAAUGGAAAUGCACAUGCAAGACGUAUGGCAGGCCGAUCGCAAGAAGAAGGCGGCGAAGAAGAAGGAGAGAGAAGAGCUUCGUCAGCAGGGUGUUCUUGGGAAAGACUCUGAAGAUGCGGAUCUGAGACAGAGAUACUCCAAGGGAAUGAAUAUGGAUGAACUGAUGACCGAGAUUCGGGCGUUCCUCAUGUCAUCGAAAACAACCUUGUCCUUACCACCCAUGACUAAGAACCGCCGUAAAACUAUCCACGAAUUGGCGAAUGUCGUGAACCUCAAGUCCCAAUCCAAGGGAAAUGGCAUUACAAGAUUCCCCAUCCUCAUCAAGACUUCUCGCACACCGGGUUACACGCGCAAGACCAUUUCGAAGGUCGAUUCUUUAUUAUCUGGACGCAAGUUGAACCGUCGCUUGUUCGCUUCCUGGGGUCCAGAUGGUCAUGGGAAACAAACAAAACUCAAGCCCAGAGGUGGUGGCGGUGUCACUUCUGGCGUCACCUACAUGGAUGGAGACGUGGUUGGUGGAUCGGCGCCGGAGAUUGGAGCUGGAAAUCGUGGCCGUGCUAUGCUGGAGAAGAUGGGUUGGAGUAGUGGUACUGCCCUUGGUGCUACUAACAAUAAGGGUAUUCUCCAGCCUGUUACGCAUGUGGUCAAGAAUUCACGAACGGGUCUUGGAUAA
Messenger RNA from Penicillium manginii, 1779 nucleotides. RefSeq lists its product as uncharacterized. The transcript has 3 exons. Bases 1 to 1779 code for a protein of 592 amino acids. Gene Ontology annotation, molecular function: nucleic acid binding. NCBI's taxonomy places the organism in Eukaryota, Fungi, Ascomycota, Eurotiomycetes, Eurotiales, Aspergillaceae. The record is from RefSeq and is a predicted model, not a curated record.